AUGGAAAAAGCUCGUGGAAAGGGAGAGUGGGACCAAAAGGUGUCGCGGUUCGGGGGGAAGAUGAGGCCCGAGAAGGCGCUGACCGACAAGAUAGCACCCGCGUGGAACGAGAAAAAGGGGCAGGGAGAGGAGAAGGCGCGGAGCGAAGGGAAGGCCAGUGGCGGGGAGAGAUUCCGAGGCAGAGAGAGGGAUCUCGGAAGGUGGCCCUCAGGCGCAGUCUGGCUGGCAGGCGUUGACCCCCUCUCCAGGUUCGAGUCACGUUGCACGCUGCCCCCCGCGAUGUACCCUGCCGGCCCUGCGUGGCCGAAACUCCGAAUCCUGCGGGCGCUGUGGGCAGUGCUGGCGGUGCUAUUGGCAUCGUGGAGGCUGUGGGCGAUCCAGGAUGUCCAGGAGUGCACCUGGCAGGUUGUCCUGAACAAGUUCGAGACGGUAGGCAAGAAUGGCAUGAGCGACCGCUUCUUCGAUCAAGAGCCCCUGGAGACAGUGGACAGUGUGUUCAGCCCGCUGGUGGAUGUACCCACCGACCAGGGCGAGAAAUACCUGAGCUUCCCAUACUACCUGAAGAUCAACUACUCCUGCAAUGGAGAGUCCUCCGAGGCCCAGGUCCGCAAGGGCCACCUGACGGGGCUGAAGCCCGUGGUGCUGGUGACCUUCCAGUCCCCAGUCAACUUCCGUCAGUGGAAGAUAGAGCAGCUGCAGAUCCAGAUGGAGGCAGCCCCCUUCCGUAGCAAAGAGCAGUGCACCGCAGAGGAGGUGUGUGUCAUGAGCUGGUACACACCCAUGCCCAUCAAGAAUGGCAGCGUGGUCAUGCGUGUGGAUGUCAGCAGCAAUGGCCUGGGGCCCUUCAUUCCCAAUAAAAGAUUUCAGGUGAACAUCAAUGGCUUCUUGCAGAGACAGCAAGACAACACACUCCAUUUCACUGUGGGGAAUGAGAUCUUCAAUCUGAUACCCCGGUACUUCAUGAAUGUCCCAUCGAGGGCCCUGUGGCACACUGUGGACCAGGCACCUGUGCUCAUCUUGGGUGGCAUUCCUGAUGAGAAGUCCAUCCUGCUGACGGACACCAGCUUCACCGACUUCUUUCUUGUGGAGUUGAACAUUGACAGUUGCUGGGUAGGCUCCUUCUACUGCCCUCAGGCCAGUUUUACUGCCACCAUCUAUGAUGCCAUUGCCACCGAGAGCACUCUCUUCAUUCGGCAGAACCAGCUUGUCUACUAUUUUACGGGCACCUAUCUCACCCUCCACGAGAGCAACCGCGGCAGUGGGAGCUGGGUUCGUGUCCUGGCCGAUGGGUGCAUCAAGAGGCUGUGCCCUGUGCAUUUCCAUAGCAAUGGCUCAGAGUACAUCAUGGCCCUCACCACUGGCAAGCGGGAAGGCUAUGUCCAUUUUGGGACCAUCACAGAUGGUCAUGUGUCCUUCAAGUUGCUGCCCAAGCAACGGUCUGUGUGCGAAGGGAUACAAGUUGCCAACUGCUCCAUAACCUGGGCCGUAUUCAUUGCUGGUGACUACAUAUUAAUGAUGCUGGUGGAGAUCCAAGACCCCACCACUGGGAAGUAUUUCCAGGUGGUCAGCUACGACUUGGUCAGUGAUAACCUGGUCAUCGUCUACACCAUCCCGGAAUUCAUCCCUGAUGCUCGAGGCCUGGAGUUUCUGAUGAUUCUAGGGACAGAGUCUUACACCAACUUCCCAAUGGUACCCAAGGGCAUGUUCCACAACCCGUAUAACAACCUGCUGUUCAUCUGGGGCAAUUUCCUCCUGCAGAGCUACAACAAUGAAAACUUCAUCUACCUGGCGGAUUUCCCCAAGGAGCAGUCCAUUAAGUACCUGGUCAACUCGUUCCACGGGGACAUGGCUAUUGUCACAGAGACUGAGGAGAUCUGGUACCUCCUGGAGGGCAGCUACCGGAUGUACAAGCUGUUCCCAUCCAAAGCCUGGGAGGUGUACGUCAGCCUACAGGUGAUGCACCAGUCCUCUUUCUACACCCCCAGUGAGACCAUGGUCACCCUCUUCUACGAAGACCGCAAACUGUACCAGCUGGUGUACCUCAUGAACAACAAGCAGGGCCAGCUUGUCAAGAGGCUCGUGCCCGUGGAGCAGCUCCUGAUGUACCAGCAGCUCGGCAAUCACUACCUCUUGCAGCGGCAGGGGAACCACCUGACGCUCUCCUUCACCAACUUCUGCCCCUUCACCGUGAUGCGCCUGCGGGACCUGCCCAACCCGCAGAUCUACACGCGCCAGGAGCGCUACCGGGCGCACCCGCCGCGCGUGCUGGAGCCCUCGGGCUUCCACGACGAGAACUCUCUCGCCGUCUACCAGGGCCUCGUCUACUACCUGCUUUGUCUGCACUCCAAGUACCACAAGCCAUACGCGGACCCGGUGCACGACUCCACCUGGCGCUGGUGGAAGAACAAGAAACUGGACCAGGAUUACUACUUCUAUCUGGCUAGCAACUUGCAGAGCGCGAGUAACGUGUACAUUGACAUGGCCAGCUACGAGAAGAUCUACGACCUCAAGGCCAAGCACGAGCUGCCCGAGCGCAUCUUUCUGGACAAGGGCACCAGCUACGCCUUCUCCGUCUUCCUGACCGUCCGCGGGCACUCGUUCGAGUUCCAGCCGGAGCUGCUCACCACCGUAGAGCUGCGCAGCAAAGUGGAUCUGGGCGUGGUGCUGGCCGACCCGGGCUGCAUCGAGGCGGUGGUGAAGCAGAAGGUCCUCAUUAAUCGCAACUCGGUGCUUUUCUGGGUUACGCUCAGUGAUAAAAGGUCUUGCUUUGAUCAGGGCCUUAGUGGACAUCACCUCAUGAAGACCUCCAUGUUGGUCAAGGUGGUGGGCGCGGUCGGGCACUGCUUCCAGAACACACACGAGGGGCCCCGCAUGCAAGGCAACUUGAUGGUGCCUGUGCUCAUCGGCUGCCCCCCAGGCAAGCGGCUGGCCUUCGACAUCACCUACACACUGGAGUACAACCGCCUGCAGAACAAACACUACUUCGACUGCGUGCACAUUGACCCCGAGAUGCCCUGCUUCCUCUUCCGUGAUAUCUUCUACCCUUUCUUCUUGAUCCAAGACUUGGUGACGGGAGAUUCAGGCAGUUUUCAGGGCAGCUACGUGCUCAAGGUGGUAGGCGGUGGGCCCACAAUGGACACCAUCAAGGAAUACAGCGAGGAGGAGAUUUACCGCUUCAACAGCCCCUUGGACAAGACUAACAGCCUCAUCUGGACCACCAAGAACACAACGACCACCAAGGACUCGGCCUUCAACAUCAUGACCCAUCAGAGUCUGGGCAUCGAGUGGCUGUGUCUGGAGAACUCCCCAUGCCAUGACACCAUUCCUCAUACCAUCUUUGCCCCCGAAUUCUUCUUCAAGGUGUUGGUGAGCAACAGAGGUGUGGACAAGAGCACAUACUGUGACCACCAGCUCAUCUUCCUGUUGCAUAUCCAUGGGCUCCCACUCAGUGCCAAGCGGGCCCUCUUAAUCCUCAUGGUGUCAUCCAGUGUGUUUAUCGGCCUGGUGAUCCUCUACAUCAUCUUCUGCCUCCUACUGCCUGUUAUGGUGAAGGCCUGCAACAUCCUCCGUUGGAAGAUCAACAACAUCAUCACAUCAGAGUCAUACUACACCUACACGUCCUCUUCUAGAGUCUUUAGCGGGACAUCUGGGACCAAAUCCAAGGGCACCUCCAGCGUCAGCUCCAGUGUCAGUUCCAAAGUGGCAGAGAGGAACCAGGAGGCCCCUGAGGAAACCUCGAAGAAGCAGUCUAUUACCUGAGCCUCUUGCCUGCCCCAACCCCCACCAGUGUGCCCCCCUCACUUCCUGGGCCAUCUUGGAAAAGCAAUUAUCACUCGUCCUAGGCUUUUUUUGUUUUGUUUUGCUUCAAUUUUCAUUGCUCCUUCAGACCUAAAUCCUCAUUUCAGGACCAGCUGUGGGCCCUUGUAAGGGCUCACGUUCAGUUAGUUUGUACCACACAGCCAUACAGGUCAUUAAAAUCAAAAUCCUUCUGUGCUAACUGGUAAAUAGCAGCUUCUCUGUGUGCCUAACAACUCCGCCCCUCCCCGGGCUGCCCCCAACCUCCCCUCAGUUCAGCAAGGUCUUCCAUGACCCAGGCCCAUCUCUGUGGCCUGCAGUACGUUCUGAUUGUUCAGUGCCCAGGUUUAGUACCAAUCAUUAAGUAUUUUGAUUUUCAAUACCUAUCUAGUGUCUAGCUUAAGGACAGGACUUUGGAGAGGUUAGGAUUUUUGUUUUAGUUGCAAGUAACAAAAAUUUCACUUAAAUGGCCUACAUAGAAAUGGUAAUUGUAUGGGCUUUAAUUGGGGUUCAGGUACAGUUUGAUCCAGAAGUCUUCAAUGUCUAUAGGGGUCUGGCUCCAUUUCUCUGUAGCUUUUCCUGACCUGCCCUCCUCUGCGUGUGGUCUCUAACCUCAGGCCAGCCCCCUUCAAGAUCUGAGGUCCACAUAUCUUAUUGUCCAGAGAAAGAAGGGGCUGGAGUCCAACAUUCCCAAGCACGUCCUAUCAGUCACUCUGAUUGGAUGGGGAUGGGUCCUGAGCUCACCAUUUUAUUACUCACACUGCCAGAGGUUUAAGCAAAUUGAGCCCAGCCCUGGAGCUGAGGAAAGGAAAAUGUGCUGUCAAGAAGGCAAAAAUCUGGGCGCCUGGGUGGCUCAGUUGGUUAAGCGACUGCCUUCGGCUCAGGUCAUGAUCCUGGAGUCCCGGGAUCGAGUCCUGCGUCGGGCUCCCUGCUCGGCAGGGAGUCUGCUUCUCCCUCUGACCCUCCCCCCUCUCAUGCUCUCUGUCUCUCUCUCUGUCUCUCUCUCUGUCUCAAAUAAAUAAAUAAAUAAAAUCUUUUAAAAAAAAAAAAGACAAAAAAAAAAGACUUAAAAAAAAAAAAAAGAAGGCAAAAAUCUGAAAGGCAAAAACAAAACAAAACAAAAUACCCCCCCCCACACACACACAAACACACCUUGUACUCUACCCACUCUCCACCUAAUAAGCUCAACACCAGUCCCUCAGCAGAGAUCUUGGGUGAAGUGACUAUGGAGGUUCUGUGACCACUCUCUUCUACUCCCCUACUCUGGGAGUAGAGGCCCAGGGGACACAUACUCUGAGGGGACAUCAGGGCAGACAGCUGGACCAGCUUGUCCAUGAUGAGAUAGCAAAGCUCCAGAGCAGGCAAGGGCGCUGAGGUCAUGUUUUGGAGCUUGGAAAUUAUCAGAAGAGUACUCAGAGCUGAGAGGCCAAAGGACAUGGUUAGAUGUAGAAAGGUGCUCCUGAGGAGGACAGCUCAGGGCUGGAGGCAGAGAUCCCAGGGAGGCAGGAGGCCAGAGAUCUGGACAGACGAGGAUGGGGCUAGACCAAAGCCUACUGUAGGGAGGGGAGGAGGCAGCAGGUGGGAGAGAUGCUCAGGAGGCCUAGUGAACAGACCAUGGGGCUGGAGGACCAUGAAGGGAAUGGGAGCAAAGGAGACAUUUAGGAAAAGGUCCAGGGCUGGGGUGCCUGGGUGGGUCACUUGGUUGAGCAUCCAACUCUUGAUCUCAGCCCAGGUCUUGAUCUCAUGGUCAUGAGUUUGAGCCCUGCAUUGGGCUCCACGCUGCGCAUGGAGCCUACUUAAAAAAAGAAAAGAAAAUGUCCAGGGCUCUGCCAUGAAGACUGAGGGACAAAGAGGCUGUCCCUAAGAUGACCAGGGAGAGGAGAAGGUUUUGGGGACAGACUGAGGCCUUUGGGGUCACGGCAGGUGUGGGAGGUCUGAGAGACUUCUGGAGGAGGCCAUCCAAGAGGCUGCAGGAAUGUCAGAUCUGGGGCUCAGGAGGGAGGUCAGGGAUGGUCAAGCCACAGGGCACAAUAAUCAGCAGUAAAGACUCAUCAACAAUAUUAACUGCACUGAUGCAAAUAAGGAAAAUGUGAUAAUAUCAUGUUUUGUCCUUAGUCCGUUCAGGCUGCCACCCAGGCGCCCCUGAUCUAUCUCUUCUUUAUGGAAAUAAAAAUGAUUAUAAGAGCAUGUUAUGAACAACUGUACAGCAACGAAUGGAAUAACCUAGAUGAAAUGAAAAAUUUCUAAAAAAUAUAAAAACUACCAAAACUGACUCAAGAAGAAAUAGAAAGGGACACCUGGAUGGUUCAGUUGGUUAAGCGUCUGCCUUCAGCUCAGGUCACGAUCCCAGGGCCCUGGGAUCGAGCCCUGCAUCGGGCUCCCUGCUCCGCAGGAAGACACUUUUCCCUCUCCCACUCCCCCCGCUUGUGCUCUCUCUCUCUCUC
Molecule: messenger RNA, 6239 nt
Organism: Mirounga angustirostris (Northern elephant seal)
Lineage: Eukaryota; Metazoa; Chordata; Mammalia; Carnivora; Phocidae
Gene: CATSPERG
Product: cation channel sperm associated auxiliary subunit gamma
Exons: 29
Coding region: 1-3759 (1252 amino acids)
Cellular component (GO): motile cilium; sperm principal piece; CatSper complex
Source: RefSeq, a predicted model, not a curated record